AUGCCACCAAUUCCUAUCUAUGCAGAUGCGCCCAUCGCAGCAGCCAAAGCAGACGGCGUAACUCCUCAAACGGCACCACCUCCAACUCGCACAGUAGACUUGCCAGCGACCACAACGAGCUCUGGUAGCAGCUACCCUGCCGCACAGCCUGGCGCAGUUGCGGGACCUGCGCCUACAGGCAGCGUGUCGAGGCCAGCUCCACCACCAACCAGUACCGUCACUACAAGUCUUCAGAUCGACGAGCCUCCACCUCCUCAACCAGGAGCCGCACCCAUACCCUCAACUCGUACCAAUGCCUAUGACACAAACAGCCCAGCAGCUCCCAGAGCACAGCCCAUGCCACAACAACUCAGCAUCCCACCCCCGACCACCAGCGCCCUAGCCACCCACAGCACAGCCGCAGCCUCCCCCACAUCACCAACCCGUCGACCAGUAACACUACCCAUGGGCCCCGUAUCACCAACCAUGCACAGUCGACCCCAGAGCAUCUCUACUCAUCCACCCGGCUACCAACAGAAUCCCUAUGCUGCUGAAUUGACCUCUGCUCAACGAGCCAGUCUUGAGGCCGCAGAGGCUGCUGAAAGAGGCCGCAAGUCUGGUCGUAACAGCAUCAGUGAGUGGAUUGCUGGUGAAGAUGAUGGCUUUGGUUCGCCUACUGCUGGUACUGCAAAGGCUUGGGGUGCGGUCAAGGGUCUUGCGACUCAGGCUGGUCAAUGGGCUGGCAAGGCCAAUGAGUUUGCCAGCAAGAAGCUUGGUUAA
Messenger RNA from Aureobasidium subglaciale EXF-2481, 759 nucleotides. RefSeq lists its product as uncharacterized. Bases 1 to 759 code for a protein of 252 amino acids. The transcript has a single exon. The record is from RefSeq and is a predicted model, not a curated record. Lineage: Eukaryota; Fungi; Ascomycota; Dothideomycetes; Dothideales; Saccotheciaceae.